This is a messenger RNA of Branchiostoma floridae (Florida lancelet), 632 nucleotides long. Its product is annotated as ATP-dependent zinc metalloprotease YME1L1-like. Bases 5 to 610 code for a protein of 201 amino acids. Gene Ontology annotation, molecular function: ATP binding; ATP-dependent peptidase activity; metalloendopeptidase activity. The transcript is spliced from 5 exons. Gene Ontology annotation, cellular component: mitochondrial inner membrane. Gene Ontology annotation, biological process: mitochondrion organization; protein quality control for misfolded or incompletely synthesized proteins. The record is from RefSeq and is a predicted model, not a curated record. Lineage: Eukaryota; Metazoa; Chordata; Leptocardii; Amphioxiformes; Branchiostomatidae.
UCAGAUGAAGGCAUUGUGGGACAGGAACAAGAGGAUCACAGCCUAUCACGAGGCAGGCCACGCCCUGGUCGCCUACUACACCACAGAUUCCCCGCCCAUCAAGAAGGCCUCGGUCAAGUCCUGGGGACCGGCGCUGGGUCAUGUGUCGUUCCAGUUCCCCCGCAGUAAGUGGCUGAUGCUGCAGACCAAGUCCCAGCUCCUGGCACAGAUGGACAUCGCCAUGGCAGGCAGGGUGGCAGAGGAGAUGGUCUUCGGCCCUGAUAACAUCACAAAAGGUGCCAGUAUGGACCUCCGUAUGGCCAAUAACGUUGCCAGCUGCAUGGUGACAGAGUAUGGGAUGAGCAAAAAGCUUGGUCUACAGGUUCUGAUUGGUGGACCAUUCGGCACCAUGGGGGCCACGCCCGAGACAAGACAGACAGUCGAGCAGGAGGUCAGGAAGCUUCUACAGGAAUCGUAUGACAGAGCGUCGCGAAUGCUGAGAAUGUACCGAGUGGAGCACGAGAGACUCGCCCUGGCACUGUUAGAACACCAGAGCCUCACUGCUGAGGAGGUGAAAAUGGUCAUCCGUGGUGAGGAACUCAAGCACAAGAGAAAGGACAGAGAGGAGUAGGCCAGUGUCAUUCCCUGUGAUG